UUAUAGGCAAUCAUUUUUGGUCAAAGUAAAAUGCGAGAAUCGGCGAAACCGCCAGUACGUGGCAAAACAUCACCGUAUGGAUUCUUUGUGAAAAUGUGUUAUGAAGAACAUAAAAAGAAAUAUCCAAAUGAAAACGUUCAAGUGACUGAAAUAAGCAAAAAGUGCUCAGAGAAAUGGAAGACCAUGUCCGAUGAUGAAAAACGAAGGUUCUUUGAGCUGGCACAAAAAGACGCAGAACGUUAUCAAGCCGAAGUUGCUGCAUACGGUGGGGAGGAUGCGUUACGCAAACGAAAACGUGUUAAGAAAGAUCCGAACGCACCGAAGCGAGCCUUGUCAGCCUUCUUUUUUUUCUCCCAUGACAAGCGGCCUGAAGUGCAACAACAACAUCCUGAAUGGAAAGUUGGGCAGGUAGCACAAGAGUUGGGUCGAUUCUGGAAAGCACUGGGUGAGGAAGAACGAGCUGUAUACGAACGAAAAGCACUGGAAGAUAAAGAACGAUACGCUGAGGAGAUGCGAAACUACAAGGGAACACCAGUGCAAACAAUAACACCUAUGAAAAUGCCAAUGAUGGCAACUGUUGAAGGUGGAAUGAUGCAAAUGGGAGUACCGCCACCACAUGCCCAGCAAAUGGUUCAGCCACAGGAAGUAAAUGAUGCCGAAGAGUGAAAAGUCUUCAGCAUUAUUUCGAAGUUUCAUAAAAAUAAAUAGAAAAGUUCUUGUCGAAUGAAGUGUGUUUGGUACAGCUGCAGUUGGGUUUUCAUCCACAGGCAGUGGAUAAGGAAUUGGAAAGACGGGAAAUUCAAAGAAUCAUAAAAUUUUAUCUGUCUCUGAUACGAAUUUAGCCAUUCCCUUCCC
Molecule: messenger RNA, 855 nt
Organism: Loa loa (African eye worm)
Lineage: Eukaryota; Metazoa; Nematoda; Chromadorea; Rhabditida; Onchocercidae
Product: high mobility group protein 1.2
Exons: 4
Coding region: 31-666 (211 amino acids)
Biological process (GO): regulation of transcription by RNA polymerase II
Molecular function (GO): DNA binding, bending
Source: RefSeq, a predicted model, not a curated record